CAUACCAAAUAUCAGACCCCACUCCGUGUUGUUCGUACACUCUCUCCAUCCUGCUGUCUUCCAGCAAGCAACCCCACACAGGACACCCCCCUCUCUCUCCUCUUUCUCUCUCUAAAGUUGCAGUCUUUCGGUCGUUCUGCUGCUGCUGAUGCCAUGAGAUGAACAAAUGGAAUGGGAGUCCCCCCUCCCUAUAUUAAAGAGCAGAGGAACAUUUACAGUGACUGAGAUGAACACUCUGAACGAGAGAACACCCUAACCACCCACCCGCCCUCCUCUGUCUCUCUUUUUCUGCCCACAAACACCUUCUUCAUUCAGCACGAGUUCUCGUUGCGAAGCUCUCUUCCGGCAAGUGGUGAGCAAACACGUUGGGUGAGCGAAUAAUGCGUAAAUGGCUCGGGGUCAUGCUUCAAACAGGGAAGCCUUCGAGAUAGAUGAAUCUUAUGGGUGAGUUAUUGUGCUGAACAUAAAAAAAGAAACAUGUCUACUAGACAGGCUCACCUUCCGCCACGGUGUCCCUUCCAGAAAAAAGCAGUUUCACGCCCAGUUCGAGACCCGAGCUCAACCUCUCCUCCCACAAAUUCGAACAAUCCAGGCUACUUUCCUCGCCACCAUAGGUCCCCCUCCCAAGGGUCAAUUUUAGAAGACCAGCCUGCUUGGCUCGAGGACUUGUUGAGUGAUCCAGAAGUCAGUACCAAGGGAGCAGUCCACCGAAGAUCUGCUAGCGACUCAGUAGCCCUUUUAGAUGGCCUUGGAGACUCAUUACAGAGUCUUAAUCUGGGUAGCAAUGCGAAACUAAGUGAUGUGAAGAAUGAAGAAAGAGGGAUGCUAGAGUUGGAUUGUACCUAUGGUCCCAACUCACCUCGAGGAAGAAGUAGCGGGAUGACAUUUUCAGACAGUGGGAUCGUUUCGGCAUUGUCCGAGUAUAUUUCUCAGAAUCCCCUGCAGUUACUCGAUGGCAGUCUCUGCAUUUCUGGAACAACUAAUUCCGAUUCGAAAGGUGAUGGUCCUGGCGGGACCAAUGGAGAUUUCAACCCUGAGAUGAAGCCGGGGAAAAGGCAAUCUGGGCAACGCUCGAGGGUCCGUAAGCUCCAGUAUAUUGCUGAACUUGAAAAGACUGUAAAUAUUUUCCAGGCUUUUGAAUCAGAACUAGCAGUCAGGGUGGCCACUUUGCUUCAGCAACGAGUCACAUUAACGAUGGAGAAUGCGAAAUUGAAACAAAAGAUGGCUCGACUUCGACAGGAGAAACUUAUCAUGGAAGGGCAAUAUCAAUCCUUGAGGAAAGAAGCUGAGAGGCUCAAAGCUGAUCUAGCAAGCUCUCCGAAUCGACACAGGAGGGCCUAUUCUGAGACUAGUCUCGCUGCAAGAGCUGGAAUUUCAGAAGCUAACUGGCAGACUUUAGGCUGAGAGAAACUUAACCUUAACUGAAGCGUACUUUACUGGAAAGACCACAGAAUCGACUUAUCCCACUGAGGCCUUGCUCUGUUCUGCACAGUCAUAUUCUUCUGUGGAAGAGCAUCCGAGGAGUUAAUGCUUGGUGUCUUGAUUUAGUAGGAAGUCUUUCACACUUUUUGUGUAAAUGUAUUGGCUCUACGAACCGGUUCCAUUGUCGGUUACAUGUAUGGAAUUGGAUAUUCAGCAUCUGUAUACGAGGUGACACUUUCUUCUCUA
Molecule: messenger RNA, 1668 nt
Organism: Punica granatum (pomegranate)
Lineage: Eukaryota; Viridiplantae; Streptophyta; Magnoliopsida; Myrtales; Lythraceae
Source: RefSeq, a predicted model, not a curated record